Molecule: messenger RNA, 691 nt
Organism: Procambarus clarkii (red swamp crayfish)
Lineage: Eukaryota; Metazoa; Arthropoda; Malacostraca; Decapoda; Cambaridae
Source: RefSeq, a predicted model, not a curated record
CUCACCAUCACUGUAAGUCCUCUCCUCAGAGACAUACACUCUACAACCAUGAGAUUCCAGUCCAUCUUAACAGUGCUGGCCCUGAUGGUGGGCGUCUCCUAUGCCGGGGUAAUCUAUAAUAGAUAUGGAAGACUAGGCGGCGGACGUGGUGGUGUUGGCUUAGGUGGACUUGGCUACGGUAUUGGUGGCAUUGGUCACGGUAUUGGUGGCAUUGGCCAAGGUAUUGGUGGAUUUGGUCGCGGUACUGGUGGAAUUGGUCGCGGUACUGGUGGAAUUGGCCGUGGAAUUGGUGGGUUUGGUGGCGGCAUUGGUGGAUUCGGUGGCGGCCUUGGUGGAUUAGGUGGCGGCCUUGGUGGAUUCGGUGGCGGCCUUGGUGGCGGCCUUGGUGGAUUAGGUGGCGGCCUUGGUGGAUUCGGUGGCGGCCUUGGUGGCGGCCUUGGUGGAUUCCGUGGCGGCCUUGGUGGAUUCGGUGGCGGCCUUGGUGGCGGCCUUGGUGGCAUUGGCGGCGGCCUUGGUGGCAUUGGCGGCUUUGGUGGCGGCCUUGGUGGCGGCCUUGGUGGCCUUGGCGGCCUUCGUGGAUAAGGCAGGAGAUAUGGCUACUACGGACGAUAAUGCUGACGAGAGCUGCAGCUGGCAAAAUUAGAUGUGGUCAUGUCACAUCAACAAUCUUGUCAAUAAAUAUAUUAGUAAA